ACCCUCUGGAUGCUGCAAGAAACUUCGAUUUAAUGCUGCUUCUUGACCAAUCAAUAGAAGUAAAUCUUAAUGACUUUCUAUUACCAGAAGAAAUAGAAAACAUUACCAAUCCUAUUCCAACCUUAGAAAUAGAAGACACUACUGAUCUUAAUUCGACUAUAGAAUCAGAAAUUGAAAACUUAGAAAACUCUAUAACUAUCCUGCUAACUGAUAUGUUAACCCAACUUGCUACUCAUAGCCGAACUAGAAAAAACCUCAACCAAAAGAUUCAGACAUAUUACUAUCUCGGAAAACUUCUUGACCAACAUGCAGACCCAGCUAUGAUAAAAGACUUUAUCGAAAGAAAACAAGGCAAAAGAAAAGCCAAAGACACUUGGC
Messenger RNA from Cetraspora pellucida, 378 nucleotides. The record is from the annotation of a GenBank genome assembly. Lineage: Eukaryota; Fungi; Glomeromycota; Glomeromycetes; Diversisporales; Gigasporaceae.